Messenger RNA from Fonsecaea multimorphosa CBS 102226, 1035 nucleotides. RefSeq lists its product as uncharacterized. Gene Ontology annotation, molecular function: hydrolase activity. The transcript has a single exon. The coding region runs from base 1 to 1035 and encodes 344 amino acids. Lineage: Eukaryota; Fungi; Ascomycota; Eurotiomycetes; Chaetothyriales; Herpotrichiellaceae. The record is from RefSeq and is a predicted model, not a curated record.
AUGGGCCUCUUCUCGCCUCCUGACUCUCCCUACGCACCUCCCUCUCUGAUCUACCAGCUCAUCUACCACCCUAUGACUACCUGCUUUACCUUCCUCCACCACAUCUUUCUCUACCUCCGCGGUGCCCCGUACAUCGCACCCAAAAACAAAAUCCCCAUCCGCGUCGUCUGCCUCUCGGACACCCACAGCCGGAUCCCACGCUCAGCUAUCCCCAAGGGCGACCUCUUAAUCCACUCCGGCGACCUUACGAACACCGGCUCGCUCUCCUCCAUCCAGCAAACCAUAGACUGGCUAAAAACUCUUCAAAAGCCCUGGCCCGGCUCCUCCGAUGGAUUUCGCCAUAUUGUGGUGGUGGCGGGGAACCACGAUAGCUAUUUUGACGAGCGCAGCCGUUCUGUACAUGAUAGGAGAAGUUCCAACCGCAAGCUAGACUGGGGGAAAAUCCACUACCUACAGCACUCGUCGGUCGAACUCACUUUUCCCGGCCCGCGCACCUUGCAUGUCUACGGCGCUCCGCAGAUACCUCAAUGCGGGGGCAAGGAGUUUGCUUUUCAAUAUACAAGAGGUAAAGAUGCUUGGAGCGAUACCAUCCCUGACGAAACGGACGUGCUAGUCACCCAUGGCCCGCCGAAAUGGCACCUUGACCUACCAACCAGUGGAGGCAUGGGCGAUGAGUUCGAGUUGACGGAGGUAUGGCGUGUCAGACCUACGCUGCAUGCCUUUGGACAUAUCCAUUCUGGUCACGGCGUUGAACCCGUCUGGUGGGACAGAAGCCAGCGUACAUUCGAAGAAUUUCUGGCCGCAGCGUACAAGAAGCCCGCAGACACCCCUGCCAGUCAUCGCAUGCCCUUUGCCGAGCUGCUGGAUUUACGGUUGUGGUGGAAGGGCCUCGACUGCGUGGUUGAAGAUGUGGUAGGCCUCCUGUGGACACGACUGUGGGGAGGCGCACGGCAGGGAGGUUACAUGGUCAAUGGCGCCCUGGCGUAUCAGACGACGACUCAGUUGUUGAAUAAACCCCGAGUCGUGAAUCUGUAG